AUGUUUCCCUAUCCAUCUGGACGACUACAUAUGGGACAUUUCAGGAUUUACUCGAUCGCAGACACAAUUGCUCGUUUUCGACGUGCUUUGGGACACAAUGUGCUGCAUCCCAUGGGCUGGGACGCGUUUGGAUUACCUGCUGAAAACGCAGCUUUCGAUCGAAAGAUACAUCCUGCUGCUUGGACACGAGAGAAUAUAGAGCAUAUGAAGAUACAGUUGAAGGAUAUGGGCACUAGUUUUGAUUGGAGUCGCGAGAUUUCGACCAUAGAUCCAUCAUAUUAUCGAUGGACGCAGAGUAUAUUUCUUAAAAUGUUUAAAGCUGGAUUAGCUUAUCGUGCUGACGCAUGGGUGAAUUGGGAUCCUGUUGAUAAAACUGUGUUGGCUAAUGAACAGGUGGAUGAUAGAGGACGUGCAGAUCGCUCAGGUGCUCUUGUAGAGCGUAGGAAACUUCGGCAAUGGUUUUUUCGAACUACCCACUAUGCUGAAGAGCUAUUGGCAGAUCUCGAUGCACUUGACUGGCCAAACCACGUCAAGCAGCGACAAAGAGCUUGGAUUGGCAAGAGUCAAGGAUGGGAGGUUGACUUUCGAGUUUGGGUGUCUUCUGCUCCAGCUCCGGCCCCUUCACCAAACUUGACGGUCUUUUGCCCAGACAUCAGUAGACUGAUGGACGUUGAUUAUCUUGCUAUAUCACCAGAUCAUUUGUUCCUUUCCGAUUGGUACCUACCAAAAGCUAAUGCGCCCCAAGUGUUGGAAUAUACCAAAACGAUAAAGGUAAAAAUACCGCAUAGCCCAUCAGCCUCUCACGGUUGCUUUACUGGACUCUUUGGAGUGCACCCAAUAACGGGCAAACCAAUUCCUAUAUUUGUAUCCGAGGCACUCAUGGCAAACCAUGCAGCGGAGUCAGUUAUUGGAACACCAACACAUGAAGCAGCUGAUGCUAAGUUCGCUAGAGUGCAUCGUAUCAUGCCGCUUGACGAUCAGCUAGAUACGAAGAGUGUUGAACAUCAAUUGAGUGCAAGUGGGCUAGGUAGAGUCGCAGUUCGUUAUCAAUUGCGAGACUGGUUGGUAUCUCGUCAGCGUUACUGGGGCACACCAAUGCCGCUUGUACAUUGUGAUUCGUGUGGUGUCGUUCCUCUAAACGAAUCGAAUCUUCCACUGGUGCUGCCUGCUGAUUUGCAUGAUGUUGAACGAGGUGUCUCUCCAUUGGCGCAUGAGUGGUCGAAUUGCAAGUGUCCAAAGUGCAAGAAACCUGCACGACGAGAAACAGACACAAUGGAUACAUUUGUCGACUCAUCGUGGUAUUGGCUUCGAUAUUGUGAUCCCAACAAUUCUGAGACAGCAUGUGAUACAUCUCUCGCAUCCCAAAACCUGCCAGUUGAUUUAUAUAUGGGUGGAGUUGAGCAUUCUACAAUGCAUCUGCUUUAUGCCAGAUUCAUGGCCAAGUUUCUCCGUGAUCAAGGCAUGUUGGGCGAUUCUAUGGCUAAGGUUGACUCGAAUUUUUCAACCCAAAGGGAGACGUUUCAUACACUAGAUGCUGCCAAUGUACGAGUAAAAUCGACUGGAGCAGAACCCGUGAUUACGUUUGAAAAAAUGUCCAAGUCUAAACACAAUGGUGUUGAUCCUGAGGAUAUAAUUAAAGAAUACGGAUCUGACGCAGCACGUCUACAUAUCCUUUAUCGUGCUGCACCAUUUGACGAACUAUUAUGGGAGGAAAAUGGUGUUUUAGGCAUGUCCAGAUGGCUUGUUCGUGUAUGGUCGCUUGUAAAUGAACAAAUUGAAAGUGAAAAGCAGGGUGAUCAGACGGUAGAAGGUCGAGCUUUACAACUAUUGACAAACCAAGUCAUCAAAGAGGUCACCACAUGUUUAAAGGAAACAUAUCACUUCCAUACUGCUAUAUCAAACUUAAUCAAAUUUACCCACGAACUGCAAGGCAUGAAAUCAUCAUCUGCAUUUGACGCUGCUAUACGCACACUAGUCGGGCUGAUGACUCCUUUUGCACCAUGUAUUGGAUCUGAAAUGAAACAGAUAUUGGGCAUAUCUGAAAUUAAUUGGCCUGAAGUGAUGCAAGUUGCCGAAUCGGAAGCAGUUGAGCUUAUUGAUGUUGUCAUAAUGGUCAAUGGCAAGACUCGAGGCAUAAUGAAUAUCUCCACUGGACUGCUUCAAAACUCUGGUGCUGUGGAAGCUGCUGCAAGGGAUAGUGAGAUAUUCAAGAAAUGGGUUCAACCUACUCAGCAGGUCAAAAGGGUGGUGGUUGCUAGCGGUGGUAAAGUCAUCAACUUUGUUGUGUAA
Synchytrium microbalum is the source of this 2289-nucleotide messenger RNA. It is a transcript of the gene SMI168, whose product is annotated as leucine---tRNA ligase. The record is from RefSeq and is a predicted model, not a curated record. Bases 1 to 2289 code for a protein of 762 amino acids. NCBI's taxonomy places the organism in Eukaryota, Fungi, Chytridiomycota, Chytridiomycetes, Synchytriales, Synchytriaceae. Gene Ontology annotation, cellular component: mitochondrion. Gene Ontology annotation, biological process: leucyl-tRNA aminoacylation; mitochondrial translation. The transcript has 17 exons. Gene Ontology annotation, molecular function: aminoacyl-tRNA deacylase activity; ATP binding; leucine-tRNA ligase activity.